Messenger RNA from Pocillopora damicornis (cauliflower coral), 4111 nucleotides. Its product is annotated as elongation factor-like GTPase 1. Gene Ontology annotation, molecular function: GTPase activity; GTP binding; ribosome binding. NCBI's taxonomy places the organism in Eukaryota, Metazoa, Cnidaria, Anthozoa, Scleractinia, Pocilloporidae. The record is from RefSeq and is a predicted model, not a curated record. Gene Ontology annotation, biological process: cytosolic ribosome assembly. Gene Ontology annotation, cellular component: ribonucleoprotein complex; cytosol.
CACCACAACAUGUUACAGAGAAGCGAUUAGACUGUGAAAAACACAGUGAUGAUUUUCGUUGUAUAUCACAACAGGUGAAAUCAUGAGGACCACGACACCACAGCGUCUUUCUGAACUUCAAAAAAAUCCGAAAAAUAUCAGAAAUAUAUGUAUUUUGGCCCAUGUGGAUCAUGGUGAGGAAGAAUAUAUAAUAAACCUUAUUGAUUCACCAGGACAUGUAGACUUUUCCAGUGAGGUGUCAACAGCAGUACGCCUUUGUGAUGGUGCAAUUGUUGUAGUAGAUGUUGUUGAAGGAGUCUCCCCUCAGACUCAUGUAGUGUUGCGUCAAGCUUGGCUGGAGAAUAUUCGCCCUUGUUUGGUUAUGAACAAGAUUGACAGGUUGAUUACUGAACUGAAGUACUCUCCAACAGAGGCUUACUUUCAUUUACAGCAGAUUCUAGAAAAGGUUAACGCCAUAACAGCUGCUCUCUUCACAACUGAGGUUUUAGAGAAAAGUUCUGCUAAACAGGCACAAGGAAAGACCCAGAAUGAAAACAAAUUUACAGAUGAUGCAGCUGUGUCCAUUGAUGACUGGAGUUCAGGUCUUGAAGAAACAGAUGAUUCAUCUUUAUACUUCUCACCUGACUUAGGAAAUGUUCUCUUUACAAGUGCAAUUGAUGGGUGGGGUUUCAGCAUUGAUGACUUUGCGGAAAUGUAUGCUAAUAAACUUGGUAUCAGCAAGCACAUUCUCUCCAACACCCUGUGGGGUGACUUCUAUCUUCAUAACAAAUCCAAAAGGAUUUUAAAAGGUGCCCAAGCUAAAGCGAAGAAGCCACUGUUUGUUCAGUUUAUACUGGAGAACAUUUGGGCUGUCUAUGAUGCUGUGCUGAAAAAGGACAAAAUUAAAACGGAACAGAUAGUCAAAUCGCUGAAUCUGAAAAUAUCGGCCCGAGACAGUCGGCACACAGACGGCCGUGUACAUCUCAAGGCUCUGUUUGAUCAGUGGCUGCCUCUGUCCCGCUCUAUGCUGACUGUGGUGGUGGAGAAGCUUCCCAAUCCGCAGGAGAUUAGUGAUGAGAGAGUGGAAAAGCUGAUGUGUAGUGGGCUCAGGACUUUUGAUUCCUUACCUGAGGAGACACAACGCUUGAAAAAUGAUUUUCUGACCUGCAGGUCUUCAGACGAUGCUCCAGUUAUAGUCUUUGUUUCUAAAAUGUUUGCUGUCGAAGAUAGUGCUCUGCCCAAACAUCGUAAGAGGCCACUGACUCAAGAAGAAAUUGCUGCUCGACGCGAGCAAGCGCGAAAAAGACAUGCUGAGAUGAUGGCAAAUAAUGCUGGGUUAGAAAAUGGCACUCCUCUUAAUUUGGAACCAGCAGCAGGUAAAGAAAACAAAGAGAACGAAAGCACCGAGGUUUUAAAGCUCACCGAAGAUGAAGAGACUCCGAAAAGUCACGUGCUAGCAUUCGCACGGGUUUAUAGCGGGACCAUCAAGAAGGGUCAGCGGCUGUACGUGCUGGGCCCUAAACAUGAUCCACGAGAGGGUCUGGAUAAACAAUUAGUGCCGCUCGAGGACCAAGGCCAAUCUGACGCUUCCAGUAAUAAAGAAGAGGCCAAGGAGGGCCUUUCAGUGGCGAAGUCUGUUGAUCGAGGUACAAAUCAACAUAUGGCUUCCUUCGCCGUGCAAGACCUCUAUUUACUCAUGGGACGAGAGCUCGAAGCUCUGGACUCUGUUCCGGCCGGGAAUGUCCUGGGGAUUGGUGGCCUUGAGAGUCACGUGCUCAAGUCUGCUACAAUUUCCAGCACUGCUACCUGUCCGCCAUUCACUGCUCUUCCAAUUGAGGCUCGUCCUAUCGUUCGCGUCGCAGUAGAGCCAGUUCACCCGGCUGACAUGCCUGCGCUCGCAAGGGGAAUGAGACUACUUAACCAGGCGGAUCCUUGUGUUGAAACUUUAGUGCAGGAAACUGGUGAACAUGUGAUCGUGGGCGCUGGGGAAGUUCACCUUCAGCGGUGUAUUGAUGACCUAGAGAAGCUCUUUGCUGGCAUUAAACUUAAUGUAUCAGCGCCCAUCGUUCCGUUCAGAGAAACUAUCGUUGUUCCUCCCACUGUAGAUAGGGUCAACGAAGCUAUUAUCAGCGAAACGAAUUCGACCCAGCCGAAAGAAAUCGACAUCGAAGGAGAGGAAAUGGAUAAAAACGUCUUGGAUAAAGACAGAGGAAUCAUUGAAAUCAAGACGGCCAACAAACUCUGUAGUGUCCAAGUGAGGGCUUUGCCUUUGCCUGACGAUGUUACGCAAUUACUUGAGAAGAAAAGUGAUUUGAUAAAAAUCUUAGUGACAGUGUCAUCAGCCACGAGCUUAGCAGAACGGAAGCAAUUGGUAGAUCAAGUUAAACUUCCUACCAGAGAAGCAUUGAAAGGUUUCUAUGAAGAGCUCUGCAUUGCUUUUAAAGAAGCGGGAACUAUGUGGGAUGGAGCUGCGGAUGAUAUCUGGGCUUUUGGUCCACGUAGAAUUGGUAGCAAUGUUUUGCUGAAUAGAAUACCAGGCUACAAACGGCCUUCCAUGUGGCAAAGUUCAGGUCUAUUUGGAAGCACUUGUCCAUCAUCAGAAAGCAGUUACCGCGAAUAUGAUAACAGUAUCGUCAGUGGGUUUCAGCUGGCAACUCUAGCUGGUCCGCUCUGCGAGGAACCCUUGAUGGGAGUAUGCUUUGUCGUAGAAAAUUGGAUUUCAUUGGAGGCUGGUUCAAACAUCCUUGGUAUCGCUGGAAUGAGCAGAGGAAAGACUUUAGGGCAGGAACGUGUAUCGAAGAAGGAAGAUCAUAAUGUUGACGGGAAUAUUGACGAAAAAAAAGCAUGCAAAGACAGUGAAAAAAUUAACGAAAUGAGCGGUGAAAAGAUCGAGUAUCCGAAAAAUUUUUCCACAGAAUCUGAAAAUAGCAGCUCGAAAAAUGCUCCAUCACAAAGACUUGAUAGGUUCGGACCAUUUUCUGGACAGCUGAUGUCCGCCGUCAAGGAAGGCUGCAGGCGCGCUUUUUUGCUUCAGCCAGUUCGCCUCAUGGCAGCUAUGUACACAUGUGACAUUCAAACGACAGCGGAGGUCCUGGGACGAAUGUACGCGGUUUUAGCCAAACGGGAGGGACGGGUACUGAAGGAGGAAAUGAAGGAAGGUUCAGACGUGUUUGACGUUACAGCCGUACUUCCGGUAGCGGAAAGUUUUGGAUUUGCGGAAGAAAUAAGAAAGCGAACAAGCGGACUGGCGAAUCCACAGCUUGUAUUUAGCCAUUGGGAGGUUGUUGAUAUUGACCCUUUUUGGGUUCCCACAACAGAGGAGGAAUACACACAUUUCGGCGAGAAAGCUGAUUCAGAAAAUCAAGCCCGAAAAUAUAUGAACAGCGUUCGGCGAAGGAAAGGACUCUAUGUGGAAGAGAAAACUGUCGAGCAUGCAGAGAAACAACGGACGCUGAAGAAAUGAUCACUUGUGGAAGAAAUUCUUCAGAAUGAUUAGUCGAGGAAGAAGUUACUCAUAUCGCACAUCGCGAAUUUUCCCCGAGCGUUCACUUUCGUCAAAUCGAAAACUGUUAUCGAAACUCAAAAAUUACGCGUCGAUGUAAUGUUUAAAGAUCAAGAACUUAUGAUUUAAACCAGAGAAUCGAGCAUCUCUACGUUUAUUUGUCACACGGGAUAUUGUAAACGUAAAGUAAUAUGAGUUAAAUUAAUGAGGAUUGCAUGCAAACGCAAAAGCACGGGUUCGAGCUCUCAGGCACUGAAAACGAAUAGUGAACUUGAAAACUUCAAUCGAAGCUUUUAAGACGUUUGGCGAGCUGAUAAGUACAGAAGACCCGCAAAUUUACCAGUCUUACUGAACGAAUUCGAGGUCCUUACUGUAAUUAAGGGCUCUUUGCUUUUUAUUCGUGGAUAUGUUUAACAUGGAACGAGUAAUGUUGGGACUGGAUAUGAAAAUUUCGUGGGGUUAGCGCGGCCUUAGGAGUCUGGGAAGAGCGUGCAUCUCACUAAAUUUGGCAGAUUUAUUGGGGAGGACUUUUGUGGGGAUGACGGCUCAAUUCUGUUUCUUGGCAUCACAGGAUGAGCUUUAAGUGCAAUCACUGUUGUUCUAAAUAUAAUCCACACAGUAUGUCCUUGA